GAAGAAGAAGAAGAAGAAAUUGUUUGUUGUGAAAACCUGGCAACCAUCCUAAAGCUGAACAACACGCUGGUGUGUGUCGUUCAGAUGAGGUACGUUUUUGGAUAAUCGUCAUCAAGCCUUGCUUUUAAAGAGCAAUAGCUAAAUUCAUGUUCAGCGAAGCUCCUUCCACAACAAUCACACAUUGAGCAAUUCACCAAUAAAUGCUGGAAUAUUCCCAUCAAUUUACAAGUGCAGAAGAAAGCAUCAGGAAGAGCUGAAAUCUGCAAAGGUUGAGUUUAUUAAAGAGGAAAGAGAGAUGAUGAGAGAUCAAGAACCCUGCAGAAUGAAACCCACGGAAGAAACUGAAGAACAAACAGUUUUUACUUCUAUUUCAGAGUUGAUUGAAGAAAACGAGAAGAAAGAAGAAUUGACUGAGGAAGACCUGAAGAAGCACCUGAAUGUUCAUAAAAAGGAGAAACCACAUUCACGUUCUUUGUGUGGGAAGAGUUGUUCAUGUCUACAACAUGUAAAAGAACAUCAGAAAAAACAUACGAGUGUGAGAGAGUACAUGUGUUUUGAGUGUGAAAAGACUUUUACUUCAGCGAAGUGUUUAAAACAGCACCAGAGGAUCCACACUGGAGAGAAACCGUACAAGUGUUCACACUGUGACAAGAGAUUCAGUCGGUCAGGACAUGUGAGCAGACACGAGAGGAUUCACACUGGAGAGAAACCGUACACAUGUGAUCUGUGCGGGAAGAGUUUCAGACUAAAAGGACACCUUACUGCACAUAAGAGCGUUCAUACUGGAGAGAAACCAUUCACUUGUGAUCAGUGUGGAAAGAGUUUCGCUCAAUCUGUCAGACUUCGGGAGCACGUGAAUAUCCACACUGGAGAGAAACUCUACCCAUGUGAUCAGUGCGGCAAAACAUUUUUGUGGGCUUCAGUCCUGAAGAAACACCUGAACGUUCAUACAAAGGAAAAGCCACAUUCAUGUUCUUUGUGUGGAAAGCAUUUUUCACUUCUACAUCAUUUAAAAGAGCAUCAGAAAACACAUACUGGUGUGAAAGAGUACAUGUGCUUCGAGUGUGAAAAAACAUUUAUUUCGGCUUACUGUUUAAAACUUCAUGAGAGGAUCCACACUGGAGAGAAACCUUAUAAGUGUUCACACUGUGACAAGAGAUUCAAUCAGUCAGGAAUCCUGAAAGCACACGAGAGGAUACACACUGGAGAGAAACCGUAUCACUGCACUGCAUGUGGGAAGAGUUUCAGUCAAUCAUCAUCUCUAUACAAUCAUACAAAAAGCAUUCACAAGUUGAUUGAAGAAAACAAGGAUAAAGAAGAAUUGAAUGAUUUUGAGGAGGAAAGUCUUGUUAAAACUGGAGAAAAACCCUUAAGAAGAGGCAAUAAAUCUUUCACCUGCACUCAGUGUGGGAAGAGGUUGACAAAAAAACGUCAUCUUGAGCUUCACAUGAGAGUUCAUACUGGAGGGAAGCUGUAUGCAUGUGAUCAGUGCGGCAAAACAUUUUUGUGGGCUUCAGACCUGAAGAAGCACUUGAAUGUUCAUACAAAGGAGAAGCCACAUUCACGUUCUUUGUGUGGAAAGAGUUGUUCAUGUCUACAACAUUUAAAAGAACAUCAGAAAAAACAUACUGGUGUGAGAGAGUACAUGUGCUUCGAGUGUGAAAAGACUUUUACUUCAGCGAAGUGUUUAAAACAGCACCAGAGGAUCCACACUGGAGAGAAACCGUACAAGUGUUCACACUGUGACAAGAGAUUCAGUCGGUCAGGACAUGUGAGCAGACACGAGAGGAUUCACACUGGAGAGAAACCGUACACAUGUGAUCUGUGCGGGAAGAGUUUCAGACUAAAAGGACACCUUACUGCACAUAAGAGCGUUCAUACUGGAGAGAAACCAUUCACUUGUGAUCAGUGUGGAAAGAGUUUCGCUCAAUCUGUCAGACUUCGGGAGCAUGUGAAUAUCCACACUGGAGAGAAACUCUACCCAUGUGAUCAGUGCGGCAAAACAUUUUUGUGGGCUUCAGUCCUGAAGAAACACCUGAACGUUCAUACAAAGGAAAAGCCACAUUCAUGUUCUUUGUGUGGAAAGCAUUUUUCACUUCUACAUCAUUUAAAAGAGCAUCAGAAAACACAUACUGGUGUGAAAGAGUACAUGUGCUUCGAGUGUGAAAAAACAUUUAUUUCGGCUUACUGUUUAAAACUGCAUGAGAGGAUCCACACUGGAGAGAAACCUUAUAAGUGUUCACACUGUGACAAGAGAUUCAAUCAGUCAGGAAUCCUGAAAGCACACGAGAGGAUACACACUGGAGAGAAACCGUAUCACUGCACUGCAUGUGGGAAGAGUUUCAGUCAAUCAUCAUCUCUAUACAAUCAUACAAAAAGCAUUCACAGUAAUAGAUCCAGGACUUUCAGGUCUGAUGCUGCAUCCUCAUCAAAUGUGACAUGGUAAUGCAUCGACCAAAAAAAAAAUCAUAUCAUCAGGAUAAAUCACAGAAACAUUAUCUAAAGUUUUGAUUGUGAAUAAUCUUCAAAACCAACAGAUUCAACAAUGAGAUUCAGAUCAACUCAAAGAUGGAGUUCCUAUUAAGUUUAAUAUUGUUUUCAGUUGUCUUAAAAUGCAUGUGUCACUUGUAGUUUGCUUACUGUUUUGUGAAGAAAUAUAGAAGUUGACCAACCGUUCUUGUUCAGGAAGCUGAAGAAGAUCCUAUAAAACCUUUAAAGAAACUGGGAAUAAUUUGUAUUUGUUGGUUUUUAAACCACUAGUUAUUCUCCUUCAAUGACAUAUUUAGAAAACACAGAUGCAAGAUACACUCUCAUGUAGCUAUGGCUACGUUCACACUGCAGGCUGAAACGACCCAAUUGCGAUUUUUUUUGCCCCUAUGCGACCUGUAUCUGAUCUUUUCAUGACAGUUUGAACGACACAGAUCCGACUUGGGUAUGUGGUCAUGAAUCCGAUACGUAUCCGAUCUUUUGAAAUGGCUACGUUCACACUGCAGGCUGAAACGGCCCAAUUCUAAUUUUUUUUGCCCCUAUGCGACCUGUAUCUGAUCUUUUCAUGACAGUCUGAACGACACAGAUCCGACUUGGGUAUGUGGUCCUGAAUCCGAUACUUAUCCGAUCUUUUGAAAUGUGACCUCCAUCUGAACGGCCAGGCCACAUGUAUCCGACCUGCACGUCAUUGAUACGCUACAAACGUCAUAAUUCUGCGUCAAAGUAGGCGGGAACGAGAAGAUAAACAACAACCAUGCAGACCAGUCAAUGGAAGGGAAGCGAGGUCACAGAUUUAAUUAAUAUUUGGGGUGACUGUUCUAUUCAGGCCAAACUCGAGGGCUCCAGCGAAAUGGCCGAGCGUGGUUACAGAUGAUCCUGGCUCCAAUG
Messenger RNA from Carassius gibelio (silver crucian carp), 3375 nucleotides. RefSeq names its product zinc finger protein 721. Gene Ontology annotation, biological process: regulation of DNA-templated transcription. The record is from RefSeq and is a predicted model, not a curated record. The coding region runs from base 296 to 2446 and encodes 716 amino acids. Gene Ontology annotation, cellular component: nucleus. NCBI's taxonomy places the organism in Eukaryota, Metazoa, Chordata, Actinopteri, Cypriniformes, Cyprinidae. Gene Ontology annotation, molecular function: RNA polymerase II cis-regulatory region sequence-specific DNA binding; DNA-binding transcription factor activity, RNA polymerase II-specific. The transcript has 4 exons.